This is a messenger RNA of Anopheles aquasalis, 4240 nucleotides long. Its product is annotated as trithorax group protein osa-like. Lineage: Eukaryota; Metazoa; Arthropoda; Insecta; Diptera; Culicidae. Gene Ontology annotation, molecular function: RNA polymerase II complex binding. The record is from RefSeq and is a predicted model, not a curated record. Gene Ontology annotation, biological process: mRNA 3'-end processing.
GCAGCAGCAGCAGCAGCGGUCCCGAAAGUCCAAAGUCCUAGCGACGCCAAGUUUCGUCAUCGAUUGGAGUGAAGAGGGUGCUUUUGUCCAGUGUGCAAACCGUUUUAAGUGUAGAAAAAGUAGAGGAAGAAAAAGUAGUGCCGAUUGUUACCGAGUGAAGAAGGACACCUCACAGUGUCGCACUUUCCUUUCUAGCUUCCUUCUAGCAACGCCAGGAUGAAAUUGUUCGUUUUGGCGAUCGCCACCCUGGCGGUUCUCCAGGGGUAUGUGGAGCCCAAGAACGCGACGGGCGCCACCGCGACAACAACGGCCAAGCUAACACCAUCCACCUUAACGACGACGGCGGCCAAGGCACGCCAGCACUCCAGCUCCACUCCAACGAAGGCAACGGCAACCACGAAAAAGGGAGCACCGGCAAGCGGCACUCCGACCAAACCGGCCGGUAGCGACCGUGAGGCACGAGGCAAGCGAACCCUCGAGCUCGGUAACUACAACGGAAACUACAACUACUACCAGACCGUACCGGCGCACACGGCCCAGCGCCGUGUUUCGCACGCGUACCAGGAUCCGGGCCAGUACAGUAACUUCCAGAGCAACUACAUCCAGCCGCAGUUCAGCUUCGGCCCCGCACAGUCCGGUGCCUCGCUAGGAUCGUAUCAAGGCUUCGAACCACAGCUCGAUGGUACGAACUCGAUCGGUAGCUUCCAGUCGCUGCCACCGCAGAUCCAUACGCGCUACAUCGAACCACCGGAACCGAUCAUCGAGAUUAUCAUUAAGGAGAGCAACGAUUCGCUUCCGCUCGACACGCAGUCCCUGUUCCCGAAGCAGAAGAAGAAGAAGGAGGAGGUGCAGGUGUUUUACGUGAAGUACCACAAGGACGAGAAGAAUGGGCAGCUCGUGCUGGACGAUCCACUGCCGGCCAUCAAACCGAUUCCGGAUGAGAGCGAGGAGGAGGAGGACCCAUCGCAGGAACCGAUCAUUGUGACGCCCAGCCCACCACUGAAGACGACCACACUGCGUGCCAUCAUUAAUCCGGACUCGGAGAAGUACCACAGUAACAGUGGUAUCCGGAUUUCGUUCGGCGUUGAAGACAAGCACCAGUCGGGCCAUCAGCUGUCGGAGACGGAAUCGGAAUCGGUUGCACAGCCUGUGGUGGCACUGCCACAGCCGGCUGCUCCCACUCAUCGUGCCAAGUCGGAUGUGUUCUUCCAGCAGCACCAGCAGUUUGUGCAGCAACAGCAGGAUCGUUCGGUGAGGCAGCAGUACCCACAGCAACAGCAGCAGCAGCAUCAUCAGCAGCAACCGCAGCAACCACAUCAGCAUUACAAUGUUGUGCCUCAGCCGCAUCAUCACUAUCAGCCACAGCAGCAGCAGCCCCAUCACCAUCAGCAGCAUCUGCCGCAGGCGCAACCCUUGGUACAGCAUCAGCAUUUCUCGCCAGCAACUCCACCACCAUUCCGGCCACAGCCGCCAGCACCACAACCGCAGCCACAGCCACAGCAGCACUUCCAGCAACACUAUCAGCACCAGUAUCAGCAGCAACCGCAACCGCAGCCCCAGCGUGUGAUCUACAACCAGCCACAACCUCAGUACCAGUUCCGUGGUCAGUUCCAGCAGCAGGCACAACCGCCGCAGCCCCAGUAUUUCACUCAGCAGGCACCAGUUCCGCAACCACGUCCCCAGCCGCAACCGCAACCACAACCACAACCGCAGCAGCAGCAGCAGCAGGUGCGAUUCCCACCGCCACAGCAACAACCGCAGCCGAACUUCUACCAGGCACAGCAACCGCAGUACCAGCAACCGAAACCGAUCCCGAUUCCGCUGCACAACAUCAACCAGCAGCCACCACUACGUCAGCAGUACGCUCCGCAACCGCAACAGCAACCACAGCAGCAGCAUUUCAAUCAGCCGUUCAACAACUUCUACAAACAGCAACAACAGCAGCAGCCACAACCGCAACCGACACCGCAGCCUCAGUUCCGUAAGGCCACUCCAUCGCCCCCGGCGAUCGUUCAGCAGCCACCGUUCGCUGCGCAGCGCCCAGUACAAGCUCCGUCACCUGCCUAUCAGCAGCAGCAGCAGCAGCAGCAGCAGCAGAGCUUCGAUACUCGCGGUGCAUUCGUUGGCGGUUUGGUACAGCAGGCGGCCCCAAAUCUUGGACCAACGCGUGCCCCUCAGGAACACAAGCCAUCCUUUGGACUGUCCGAUAGUGAGCACCUGAGCAACCUGAAGCACGUGCUGCCCGCUGGUGGUGAGCUGGUACCUUCCGUGUCGAAGUACGAGAAGCACAUCACCGAGACCAUCAACGGACCGGUGGAGGGCCAGCAGUUGCAGCAACAGCAACAGCAACGACAGCAACCGUCGUUCAACCGUCAGCAACCGUUCUACAACAUACAGCCAUCGCAGGAACUGAUCAGCCACUCGAUCGCCCCACAGAUUGAGACGAUCCAACCGGCGAACAAACUGCCAACACCGCAACGGUACGUAAGCCAGCAGGCGGCCGAAAUUAUCCCCAACUCGGAACCGCUCCGGAAGCAGCAGGUUGAUCCACGGUUCAAUUACGCCGCCCAGGAAGCGGCCGGUGCGCAGGGAUUCGAUUCGAGCAGCGGCAGCGUCAGCACACCAUCCACUACGGUCGGUACUAGCCGCACGACUUACUCGCCCACCUUCUCGACCACACCACGGACCACGGUGAGCCAGUAUCCGGCCACAUCACCGGCCACGACACGCCAAACGGUGAGCACAACGCGGGCACCACCGGUAACGGCUGCCCGAUCGGCCGCUGAAGAAGCGGAAGCGAACGCCAAGAAACAGAAGGCACUGUUCGAUCUGCCCGAUGAGGUACCGGAUGAUCUGCGGGAGCAGCUACUGUCCUCCGGUAUUCUCGAUAAUGCCGACAUCAGCGUGCUGGACUAUGACAAGCUUGGGGAGACGGAUCUGCAGAGUUUGCCGCCGGAGCAUUUGGCCAACUUUUUCAACGCCGGUGGCGGUGCACAGUUGGCCGGUUCGAACAAUGUCCUCUCGGUGGUGUCACCGAACGGGGAUAAGCUGGCCGAGAAGUUUAUCAGCAAGAACUACGACGUGAAGGAUAAGCGCGAUGAGCGUGAUCGUUAUGAGAUUGCCAACGGUGGUGGUGGUGGUAGUGGUGGUGAUGAGCAGCAGGAGCAGCACCAGGACGACGAGGAACAGGAUGAGGAGGAGGAGGAGCCAACGAUCGUUACGAUGCCGGAACGUCAGAAUGUGGACCUGAAGGUGGUACGGUUCGAUUCGAACAAUCAGAAAAAUGUGACCGAUCGGUACAUCAAGCAGGAUUCGACCAUCCUACCCUCGGUGGAUGUAACCCGUGAGGCGGAUACGCAGACGGAGCAGAUCUUUAAUCGCUAUCUACCACUCAAGAUUAACGGAGCACAGUUCCCGAUUCCGGAUGUGGUGGAGCUUCGGGGACGCCGUAUUGCCAGUGUGGUCGUACUGGCACCGGUUGAUCAGCCCGCGACGCAUGCCGGUCGGUCCGGUGAGUCGGCGAGUGACAGUGGCGAGGGCAGUGGCAGUUCCGACUUCCUGAUCAAUGCCGAUGACGAUGCCAAUGAGGAGCGCGACGGUACGGAGCAGUCACGGUUCGAGCGCGAUGUGCUGCUGGACUCGAAGAAGAUCAAGUUUAUCGCCGGUGAGGCACUGAAGCAGCUGAUCAAGAAACCGUCCCGCGAUAACUUCCGCCGGUGGCUUGAGCGUGAGGGUAAAACCGAGGUCGAUCUGCAGAGUGUGGUGCUGCUGGUGACGAGGAACGACUACAACGAGCAGGAGAUCUUCAUGUACGACAUUGCGACCAAGGGUGUGACGCAUCUGAGCGGCGAACUGUCGGCCGCGUUCGUGCAGGUCGCGGAGGAGAACGCCAAGACGCAGAACCUCGAUGAGAUGCCGAUCGUGGACAGUGGGAUCGUGGAGCAGAUGGAAACUCGCAGCUCGACGGAAGCGGUCGACUACGUUACGGCUUCGUUCGGUUCCUCGGCCUCGUCAUCGUCGGAGGAGCAGGAUGAACAGGCGGAAGCAUCGGAACGGAAGGCAGUUUACGUGUACCCCGAGAACUACCGGGGGUUGGAGGUGAACUCCGGCUACAGUCACAUCAAGAAGUAGAGAGUGAGCGAUCGCGACGGGAGCUAAUCGGUUAGAGCGAUUGAUAGUUCAAAUUGUGCUUAACUAACGUUAAACCCGUUACCGGCCGCGCGCGCUCUCUCUCUCUCUC